Messenger RNA from Agrilus planipennis (emerald ash borer), 2918 nucleotides. RefSeq names its product neprilysin-4-like. Gene Ontology annotation, cellular component: plasma membrane. The record is from RefSeq and is a predicted model, not a curated record. Gene Ontology annotation, molecular function: metalloendopeptidase activity. Gene Ontology annotation, biological process: protein processing. The transcript has 16 exons. Lineage: Eukaryota; Metazoa; Arthropoda; Insecta; Coleoptera; Buprestidae. Bases 254 to 2539 code for a protein of 761 amino acids.
ACUUUCAGCUAUCAAUGAAACUUUUAAUUUAUAUUGUAUACUUACGUCUUAAAAUAACAUGAACAAAUAAAGGUUUUUGCUCCAUUUUACUUUCCUUUUUUAACUUUUAAUCACCGAAAACACAAAACCUUAUAGUUUCUCUGACGUUUAGUCAACAAUUGUAGUUAGUCAAUUGUUUCCGCUAUGGCCAUCUCAGUAUUAUAGGUAGUAAUAUCGAUUUCAGGCCAUUUUUAUUUAAUUAUUAUUAAUUUUGAUGAUUAAUAAAUGUAAUAAAACUCUUUUUCAGAUGACAAUGAACAACAGCAUAGGCUUAAACGAAUGUUCCAGCCUAAAUAGAAAAUGUGAAUCCAGAUUGCAAGGUGCCCCGUUGAAGACAGUUCUACUUACUUUUCUUAUAGUGAACGUUUUUCUUGCCAUUCUGGCUGCUAGUUUCUUAUUGUUUGGAUCUCUCUACAAAACCAAUCUGUGCCUUACACCACAAUGUGUAAAUAGCGCAUCACGGAUACUAGAAGCCAUGGAUCGCAGCGCCGAUCCUUGUGACGACUUUUAUCAAUUCGCCUGCGGAGGCUGGAUACGGUCGAAUCCUGUUCCAGAUUGGACUGCCACCUGGGAUAGACUUGCUCUGAUACGUGAGACACUUUUACAGGAGAUGCGACAAUUACUAGAUUCGGCCGACAUUACCAACAAAACUAAUUCCCUACCAGACGGAGUUCGCAAAGCCAAACUACUCUAUCGGACCUGCAUGAAUACCGAUGAAGUCGAAUCAAAAGGGAUAGCUCCAAUAGAGAACCUGUUGGAAAGAGUGGGAUUGUCAAAAAAUCCACCUAAAGUCCGUGAAGACUCGACCUUCGAUUGGUUAUAUACUGUGGCGCGAGUUCGCAGAUUAUUAGGUGUUAACGUUCUUAUAGGAUUUAAUGUAGCUGAAGAUGUAAGAAAUUCCUCUCUCAACAAAAUUGUGAUAGAACAAGUAUCACCGGGUUUCAAGGAAAGGUAUUUGCUACAACCCGAUAAAUUUUCAUCGGAAAUAAAACAUUACAAAAACUACAUCGUGUCAAUGGUGGCGACCUAUACAAACAGAACAAUGGUACAAGAAUUUGCUGAAGACGUUCUAAAUUUCAGCACGGAGAUAGCAAAGGUAAUGACCCCAACAGAACAACGUAGAAGCCCAGGUCAUUUAUUUCACGAAGUAACCCUAAUGGAACUCGCCAAGGGCCCUAGGAUCAACGAUGAUACGUGGAAAUCUAUAAACUGGACAAAAUAUAUGGAAUUAAUUUUCGAAGAUACAGCUGUAAAAGUAAAUUUUAAAAACGAUACUGCUAUCGUACUUGAUCUUCCAUACCUUCACAGACUGUCAGGAUUAAUUAAAAAGACUAGCGAUGUCACCUUGGAAAGGUUUUUAUGGUGGAGCGUUUUCGCGUCGGUAGCCCCCCUGACUCUGGCCAAGUUUCGUACGUUAGGAUUCGAAUUUUCUCAACAUCUCGUAGGUUUACAAGCCAGGUCGCCCCGAUGGAAAGUUUGUACCAGCACUGUCAAUUCCAAUUUUGGACUUGCGCUUAGUCACCUUUAUAUCCAAAACAAUUUCGACAAAGUUUAUAGGGCGAGAGCAUCAGAAAUGCUGGAAGAUAUACGAGACGCAUUUGAAAAUGCCGUAGAAGACUUGGACUGGAUGGAUACCGCCACAAGGGAAAAAACUUUAACAAAGCUGCAUGCAAUCAGGGCUUUUGUAGGAUAUCCCAGUUGGAUCAUGAAUACUACACGUCUGGAUAUGCACUAUAAAAAGGCUAACGUAAUACCUGGGGAACUGUUCCUGACUUAUCUUAAUCUGACAAAUGCUGCUAUAACAAGGAAAUUAGAAAGUCUUCGGAAAGUGCCUGACAGAAACAGGUGGGUGGCAACCCCAACUACCGUCAAUGCAUUUUAUUCAGCUUCUCUUAACUCUGUCAUUUUUCCUGCCGGAAUUUUAAAGCCGCCCUUCUACGGUAAUGGAAUGAGGGCUGUAGAUUAUGGUUCAAUCGGAGCAAUUAUGGGCCACGAAAUCACCCAUGGAUUCGACGAUCAAGGACGUCGGUACGAUGAACAUGGGAAUUUAAAGCAAUGGUGGUCUUCAACGACACUAGAGCAUUACCAUAACAGGGUUAAAUGUAUUAUUGAGCAGUACAAUAAUUAUACAAUGCCGGAAUUAGGGUCAUCAUAUCAUGUACAUGGUUAUAACACUCAAGGUGAAAAUAUCGCCGACAAUGGAGGUCUCAGGGCAGCGUUUGAAGCAUACAAAAAUCGCCAAUACAAAUCCAAUUCGCUUGACAUGAGGCUGCCAGGUCUAGAUAUGACUUCUGAACAACUUUUUUUCCUCGGAUUUGCACAAAUUUGGUGUGGAAAUACUACGCUGGGAGCUUUGAAAAGCAAGAUGAUUGACGGAGUGCAUAGUCCGAAUCGCAUACGAGUCCUUGGGACUUUAAAGAACUCUCAAGAAUUUUCCGACGUGUGGCAAUGUUCUCUAGGAACUCCUAUGAAUCCUAAACACAAGUGUAUCUUGUGGUAAUGGAAGACUUUCGGGAUUUUUAGCAAGAAAAAAAGAAAUUUAGAGGGAUGGUUAUAUCGGGUUAAUAAAAAAAAAAAAUAAGUACAAAGCAACUAUUAUAAAAUUACCUUAGGCUUGCGCUGAAGAGAUUGGGAUUUAUGCAUAUGUUAACUAUAAUAACUGAUUACAUUUUUGUGAUAAUUUUUUGUAAAGUACCUACAUACAGUAUUAUUAUUGUACAUGUAUAUAGAGAUUUCUCAUGUGUAGAAUUAAAAAUUUGCCGUUGUUUAUUGUUAAGGCAAAACUGUUAAUUAAAGUGUAUUAAUAAGGGAAGCAAAACCAAUAAAACCUUUUUUGGACAGUGAUGUCUGUUAGAGAAAAGUACAUGUGAUAAACGAUG